Nannochloropsis gaditana CCMP526 is the source of this 1579-nucleotide messenger RNA. RefSeq lists its product as uncharacterized. The record is from RefSeq and is a predicted model, not a curated record. The transcript is spliced from 2 exons. The coding region runs from base 45 to 815 and encodes 256 amino acids.
AAUAGUGACGACCACGACGCAAUUUAGGCGUUUUCACAAGAAGCAUGUGCAGUAGUAAUACUUUCCACCAUCAUGUGCACGACGAUGAGCGAGUCGACCGUGCAAGGGGCUUGCUCUGCGAAGGGGCCUCAUUGCUCGUGCAGACUCAAGAGAGCACCGAUAUCAUUGACUCCAGCCGACACCUUCAGCAAUGUCUAGACAAAUUUGACUGUGCAUUACGCCUCGCUCCACAUCUGCGGGCUCAUGCGUGCAUCGCCAAGCUCCAAGGAUGGAACGCCGGCCUCGCAGUCCUGGAUCAGUUCCACGGGUACGACAACAGACUCUGCAUGAUGGAGGUGCUUGCUCUGUAUAAGGGAAAGACAAAUUUGGAGAGCGUCUUUGACUGUGCCUGCGGGGACCCACACUCCGCCGCACGGGCUUCGUUUGCGUGCGCGCUCUUCUUCGAGGCGCAUGGGACGAGGGCAGCAGAAAAAAUGUCUCUACCCUUGCUGCACGCGGUGGCCACAGUCCACUGUGGGGGCGACACCUACUUGCAGUCCCUGGCCCGCAUCCACAUGCGUCACGUCCAGGAUAGCCUCCACUCUAUCCAUGCUCAUGCCCAAGACGGGCGCCGUACCCCUCUCUCCUGUGGCUUCCCCUCUUCUUCUACCGCGUCGACCGUCUCCUCUCCAGCAGCGUUGGCUUCGCCCACGGCUCUCAGCACAGAGAUUGCCGACGAGAAAGGGCGCAAGUAUGAUACUCCCUCCGUGCCGCUCUGUAGCCGUGCUGCCAAGGCAGCCGUUCUUAGAAGAGCCCUUGUAAAAAAUAGUUGUUGAGGGAUGGGACUGUCGGGGCAUUUGGCUCAGUGUGUUUUGAGGUGUCUUUUGGGGGAUUGUGCGGGAGGUUGUAGGGGAGACUCAAAAAAUAGAGGGCGGAACAUGCGUCCUAGACCAAAAAAAUAUGACAGGGUGACAGGUUGCUCUCCAUUGAGUCGUGGACAAAUUAUGAAAUAUUCAAUUCAAAAUACGAGGGAAGCACAUAGACAGUGAGGAGUAUGACGAGAGAAAAAUGAGGAUGAAAGCAGAGUCAAAAAGAGUAAGACGUGUGCAAGACUGCAGCUCCGUGCCUCUAGGCACUCAGCCUGACGUCGUAAUGGAAAGGCAUUUCCAUUCGUCAUGGUAAACAAAUCUUCAUUGGAAGAUCACAGUUAGAAGUAUGAUAUUGAAAAGAGUUACAGGCAUUCUGCCCGUCUUCACAUUGAACCGGUGUGGUCGAUAGUAGCGCGAGAAUUGAUUGACUUGGUUGCAGUGACUUGGAGCACCUCGAUGCGGCGCGUGUCGCAUUUUCCACUCGGCCGUGGAGGUAUUCACGUGUUUUUUGAAAGGGUAGACUUUUUUGCGUGAGCACCGGCAUGUGCUCCGGGGGGGUAAAACUUGAUGCUUAAGCGCCGUCGUGGCCCCCCCAGAUAACGAUUAGCCUGGUAGCCCAGGUGUACAUGUGGAUGUAUGCCGGGGUAUAUCAGGGUGUACAUGCAUUGAAAAACGAAUAGAAGAUGAUUUGUCCGUCGAACAGCGAAGAAGACAAAAACUUCAGAAACGCA